CCUAGAGACAUGGAUGUCUACAUUACAGAGAAGUUUGAAACGGAGGUACUCAACCACUUCAAGGAGAAGGAGGGAUAUGAGUGUACGCAGGAAAUGGUUACAAAAACCGAAUAUGAGAGCUCCACGAUCUGCAAAAUCCACAAACUAGUCAGAGGAGAAAAACAGGUCAAUGUCAUUGUGACUGACUGGAGAUGCGCGCUUGCACCUAUCCUGCAAUUCCACUCCACCGCUGUUAUGAACUACAUCACGGCAAGCUCCAUUGUAUGCUUAUAUCCCCGCUGGACGACUACAAACAGAAGCUUAAUCCACCCGCGGAUAUAUCUGGAAAAUUUAACUCACUUGAGUAUGCUUUAUGUAUUGAUGAAGUACAGAAGGCGAGGAUUCAAAGUGAGUGCAGAGCCU
Messenger RNA from Suillus subalutaceus, 402 nucleotides. RefSeq lists its product as uncharacterized. The record is from RefSeq and is a predicted model, not a curated record. The annotation marks the transcript as partial. NCBI's taxonomy places the organism in Eukaryota, Fungi, Basidiomycota, Agaricomycetes, Boletales, Suillaceae. The transcript has a single exon.